Messenger RNA from Bufo bufo (common toad), 1874 nucleotides. RefSeq names its product interleukin 10 (gene IL10). Gene Ontology annotation, biological process: immune response. The record is from RefSeq and is a predicted model, not a curated record. The transcript has 5 exons. The coding region runs from base 21 to 554 and encodes 177 amino acids. Gene Ontology annotation, cellular component: extracellular region. Gene Ontology annotation, molecular function: cytokine activity. NCBI's taxonomy places the organism in Eukaryota, Metazoa, Chordata, Amphibia, Anura, Bufonidae.
AAUUGUUUAUCUGAGGAAACAUGAAGCUUUUUUUCUGGUUGCUGGUGCUGAAUUUCUUCUGCUGCAAGGAGGUGAAGAGUCAAAGUGGUGAUGGGGAAGGAAGCUGUCAACGUGUAAUGCACAUAUUCCCUGCCAAACUCCGAGAUCUGAGAUCCACUUUCCAGAAAGUCAAAGAUUAUUUUCAAAUGAAAGACAAUGCCCUUGACACAAUAUUGCUUGAAAAAAAUUUGCUGGAUGACUUUAAGAGUUCAAUUGGUUGCCAGACUGUAUCUGAAAUGAUUCGGUUCUACCUGGAUGAGGUACUACCACUUGCAAAAGUAGACAAAAAUUAUGUAACAUCAAAUGUUCAUUUCAUGAAGGACAAGCUCCUAGACCUGAAACUUACAAUAAAACGUUGUCAACGUUUUCUUCCAUGUGACAAAAAAAGCAAAGCGGUACAAGAAAUCAAGGAAAAGUAUACUACAUUAAAGGAACAAGGGAUCUACAAAGCAGUUGGAGAAUUUGACAUCUUCAUUGAUUACAUUGAAGAAUACCUUAUGUCCAGGAAGAAGUAAUAGAUCUUAAUCUGAUUAGUUUUUAAUUCAUUGUUUUCUUACCUGAAAUUGAGGGCAUUCAUCCACCAUUGUCAUAUGGAAGAAAUUAGAAAACAUUUUAAGUGAAGAUUUGUGAGGUCAAGUAUUACUGCCACAACAUGCUUAAAUGUCACUUGGGAUGUACUCACAGUCAUUUUAACUGCUUUGUCGUUAUUAUAAUUGACCAGCUUAGGAUCAGAGAUAUGAAAAUAUAAAUGAAGUACAAUGUACUAAAUGGACUUUGUUAGCUAGAGCAUAACAAAUGAUGAACAUUCUGUUGAAUGUGAAAUAUAUCUCUAAGAAUUAGGGAGGCUGAUACUUGAUCAUGUUGAUUAGUUUCAUAAUGCUGCAAAACCCCCAGUUGUGCACAUAUUGAGGUGUCUCAUGUCUUAUGUUACUUUGUAUCAAAUGCAUGUUUUAGUGCUAGGCUACAGUAUGUUUGCUACGAUGAAGAUAAUUGUUUACUUCCAUUUUAUGGCUUCGUUUGUCUCUUCUAAGGGCUCGUGUACAUGGCCAUGCCUGUAUUUAGGUCCCGAAAAUCUGGAUAACUUAUAUGUGCAUUCAAUAUUUUUCUACUAUCAAUAGAAAAAGCUAUUCUAUUAUAGGAUCUGUUCUAUAGUUUGUGGAACAGCCACACAGAACCACAAAAAAUACAUGCAUGUUCCCCUAGAAAUUAAGGUGGAAAGGUGCCAUCCACAAAAACAUGAAGAUAGCACACUGAAGAAAAUAUGGUUGUGUGCUCGAGCCCUAUUAUGUAGAGAAGAUCCAGGUAAAAGUAUGAAGUCUUUAAGUUAAUGUUCCCUGAGAAAGGGAUAGAAAUAACUCUUGUCCUGCAGGAUGUAUACUAUCUCUUAAAUGCGACCAAUAGGUGAUUACCCUGUAGGCAAGUGUCUAAAACCCUCAAAAAGCUUAGUAUCAAACAAAUCAAAGACUCCCAGUAUUGUUUUUCCACUGCUUGUGUACAGUUAUUUGCUCCCUAUUAGUAGAGACUAUUAUUCUCAUUUUCCAUAUGUUCCCCUUGGAGUUUUACAUUAAAGACUUAAUACCUUUUGUGAGAACUUUGUAAAGAGUCACUUAAUUUUCAAACAAUUAUUUCAAAAGCAUGUCACACAGACAACCAGAACCUUACUCUGUACUGGGUGAGAAGGAAAAACUCCAAAAUAGGGCUGCUGUUUACAGAUAGAUGUCCCUGGUUUGGCUGUAAACCUGUGUGAUAAACCAAUCAUGUUGCUAUCCACUUUAGCAGGCCACAUAUUUUUGGUUCCUUAGACACAAUGUUGUUUCUUUUGAAUUGUAUUUGUA